This is a messenger RNA of Mucor velutinosus, 2097 nucleotides long. RefSeq lists its product as uncharacterized. Gene Ontology annotation, cellular component: microtubule organizing center. NCBI's taxonomy places the organism in Eukaryota, Fungi, Mucoromycota, Mucoromycetes, Mucorales, Mucoraceae. The transcript has 4 exons. The record is from RefSeq and is a predicted model, not a curated record. The coding region runs from base 1 to 2097 and encodes 698 amino acids.
AUGAAUCGUUUUGAUGAUGAAAUGUCCACAACAAACGUCUCACUCAUCGAUGAUGUUCAUACAUCGCGGCCCUUGAUGACUUCUCCACUGUCCAUCAGCAGCAAAAAGCCUGCAGUGGAACGACAACAGGCUGCUAAAUCUCCAACACUAAAGCCAAAAGACUACCUUCGAAAUGGUUCCUUGGCAUUGAAGCAUCAGGAAAAUACAAUGGACGGUUUGAAAAAGGAGAAUUUCGAUUUGAGACUUAGCCUGUACUUUUACGAGCAAAGGCUAAACGAUAUGUCCAGUGAUAGCAUUGAUCAGGCUUUGAAAGAGAAUGUCAGCCUCAAAGUGACAAUCCAAAAGCUCACGCAAGAGUUGAAAAAGUACAAGAACAUUAUACUGGAGCUGAAUCAGGGCCUCGACAUAUUGAAGAAUCAACCAUGUACAAAGCAGCAUGGUAUGACAGAGCAAGAGAGAGAGGAAUUUGAAAAAGUCAAAUCAGAUGCAGACCAAUGCCAUGAUGAAAACGACAAUUUAAGCCGCUUGUUGGCAGAAGUGACAUCAGAAAAUGUGAGAUUACGAUCCACCAUUCGAUCCAGAAACACCAGCUCUACUACAGAUAUCUCGUCUUCCAACAACAGUACCAGUAGCAGCAGCAAUGAAGAUUACCAAGAGCUAUCGCGCAAAUACAGACAAGCCAAACUAAAGAUUGAGGAACAACAAAGAAUUAUCCAGCAAUCCAGUCGCUAUAACAACAACCACAGCAACCAAACCGACGAUCACUUGAUAAAGUCCAUGUUAUCAGAGAGAGAUGCUGUGAUUGCAAAAAACACAAAGCUCAACAGACAAUUGGAAAACGAAUUGCAGUUGGAGAAGGAGAGAGGUGACGCCAUGGCCUUAGAUUUACAAGAAAAAAAGAAGCAAAUCCAUAGUCUAAAAUUGGAAUUGGAUCAAUAUAACCAUAAUUUACAUGAAACAAAACAACAAUUACGAAAUAAGGCAAUCGAGUGUGAUCAGCUGUUGGAGGAAAACGAAGAUUUAAGGGUGAACAAUGAAAACAUGGGCACUUUGAUUGACAAUUUCCGUCGACUGGAGGACGAAAAUGACGAGCUGGCCAACGAAAUACAGGACCGCGAGCAAGAGAUUGAGGCCUUGGAAGCAGAAGUCGUGAAAUUGCUGUCGCAUUUGGAAAACAAGGAGAACGAGCGAGGAAGGGACACGCAAGAGGCAGACGAGCGCAUUCUACAAUUAGAGGAGGAAAUCAACAUGCUCAAAAACGAACUCAAAUCAGUUAACGAGUCGCACGACAACGACAUUGAAGCGUUUGAAGACCAUGUAUCCAAAACACAAGACGAAAUCAAAAAGAAAGAUCAAGAAAUUAAAAGCGUGCUACUGGAAUUGGAGGAGUCAAAGCGGGAAUGCGAAGAGUUGCUGGAGAAACAGUACAAUGAGCUAAUUGUCACUAUUCGAGACAGAGAAGUGCGCAUGGCAACAUUGGAAGGCAAUUUUGAGCAGAAAACGGACACAAUGCAGCGAGAGAAGGAGUUGUUGCGUGAGGAAAUGGAAGAACUACAAGACAGAGUGCGGGAACUAGAGGAGCAGCUACAGCAGAAUCACAGCACGCCACAAGACAACGAGUAUCAACAAACACUCGAGGCCAAGAUGAAAGACACAAAGCGAGAGCAACGAAAAGCCACUGAGCAGCUGGCCAAACAAACAGAACAAGUACGAUUAUUGAAACAAAAGCUGAUAUCUUCUACCAAAAAGAACGCAUUGCUCAAUUCGCUGCUGGACCAAAAUAAGAAAUCAGAGCACAAUGACAGAGCAGCAGACAAACACAUUCUUUUAUCCAAACUGAAUCAGGAGCUCAGACAAGAACUGGAGGACCGUGAUAGACAUCUGGAUAUGGAAAAGAAGAAGUGUCAAGAGCAAGAUGAAAUCAUUCAGCAGUUAAAGAAGCAAUUGGAACGAAGAGAGACUAUGCUGACCAACUCGUUGUUGGCUCGUGAUACUCUGAAAGAACAAGGCGAAUUCAUGGAGAAUAUCUUGUAUGAACAAGCAACGGGAGGGCACUCAUUCCGCGACAGAGCCGAUUCAGCCAUGAGUUCGUUUUAA